AUAAGUCCCAAGUCCGGAUUUUGUUUUCAAAUGUGGCCAGGUGCUGAGUAGCCAGCCCUCUUUCCCUCCAUCUGUCCUGGCCUCAGGGGAGCGACCAUUUUUUUAACCUCUCGGUCAGGCUAAGGAAUUUACGGCUGAGAGGUCUGCCCAUUUCCUUGAUAAGGAAGCGUUGACAUUUGGAUGGAUGCGGGUCCCAGUCAAUGGCCCGGAGAUUUCCUCGGUCUUUUGGGUAAAGGGACGGAGCUUCCGCUUGUCUUUCAUCUUCGGAGGAAGCCAAGCUUCCAAAGAGCGGGCCUCGCUGAAUUGGCCAAUAGCUACUCCUUUUUGCAACUUGCGAGCGUUCGCACGGAGAGUGGGGAGGUGGCAUAUGCUUGCCAAUCAGAGCCGACCAGGGCUGGCCGUCGGCAGCCGGCGACCAAUAGACGAGACCGACCAGAGCGCGCUCCCUUAGUAGGUGGAUGGUGGUCGAAGCGCCGGCUCCCUUCUCGUCGUCGCCAUUUUGUGCUGGUGACUGCGGCCGGCUGGGAGUAGGCGGCAGUGGGUUUCCUGGGGAGGGUAGCGCGCUUGGCGCUUCUCCCCUCCCCGCUCUUCCGCCCUCUUGCUUCCAGCCUCAGACUUAACGCUGGUGCGGGCCGGCCCCGGCUGAGCUGGGAGAGUUGGAGGAGGUGGCGGCGCGCAGAGGUGAUGUCCGGGAGCCCUCCCUUGACAGCCCGGGCCGAGAAGGUGAGCGUCGCCGCUGGUCGUGGGGGCGGAGAGUCCCUGCAGGAGGCAUCACCCAGGCUGGCAGAUCAUGGUGGCAGCAGCGGGGGUGGCUGGGAAGUGAAACGGAGCCAGCGGCUGAGGAGGGGCCCCAGCAGCCCCCGCAGGCCCUAUCAGGACAUGGAGUAUGAAAGACGAGGUGGCCGUGGGGAUAGGACUGGCCGCUACGGAGCCACUGACCGUUCGCAGGACGAUGGGGGGGAGAGCCGCAGCCGAGACCAUGACUACCGGGACAUGGACUACCGCUCAUAUCCCCGCGAGUACGGUAGCCAGGAGGGCAAGCACGACUAUGAUGACUCGUCCGAGGAGCAGAGUGCAGAGGAUUCCUACGAGGCCUCCCCGGGCUCCGAGACUCAGCGUAGGCGGCGGCGGCGGCACAGGCACAGCCCCACCGGCCCGCCAGGCUUCCCCCGAGACGGCGACUAUCGGGACCAGGACUAUCGGACCGAGCAAGGGGAGGAGGAGGAGGAGGAUGAGGAGGAGGAGGAGGAGGAGAAGGCCAGUAACAUCGUCAUGCUGAGGAUGCUGCCACAGGCAGCCACUGAGGAUGACAUCCGGGGCCAGCUGCAGUCCCACGGAGUGCAAGCGCGGGAGGUCCGGCUGAUGCGGAACAAAUCCUCAGGUCAGAGCCGGGGCUUCGCCUUCGUCGAGUUUAGUCACUUGCAGGACGCUACACGAUGGAUGGAAGCCAAUCAGCACUCCCUCAACAUCCUGGGCCAGAAGGUGUCCAUGCACUACAGCGACCCCAAGCCCAAGAUCAAUGAGGACUGGCUGUGUAAUAAGUGUGGCGUCCAGAACUUCAAACGCCGCGAGAAGUGCUUCAAAUGUGGUGUGCCCAAGUCAGAGGCGGAGCAGAAGCUGCCCCUGGGCGCAAGGCUGGAUCAGCAGACGCUGCCUCUGGGUGGACGGGAGCUAAGCCAGGGCCUGCUCCCCCUGCCUCAGCCCUACCAGGCCCAGGGAGUGCUGGCCUCCCAAGCCCUGUCACAGGGCUCGGAGCCAAGCUCAGAGAACGCCAAUGACACCAUCAUUUUGCGCAACCUGAACCCACACAGCACCAUGGACUCCAUCCUGGGGGCCCUGGCACCCUAUGCGGUGCUGUCCUCCUCCAACGUACGCGUCAUCAAGGACAAGCAGACCCAACUGAAUCGCGGCUUCGCCUUCAUCCAGCUCUCCACCAUCGUGGAAGCAGCCCAGCUACUGCAGAUCCUACAGGCCCUGCACCCACCGCUCACCAUUGACGGCAAGACCAUCAACGUUGAGUUCGCCAAGGGUUCUAAGAGGGACAUGGCCUCCAAUGAAGGCAGCCGCAUCAAUGCUGCCUCUGUGGCCAGCACUGCCAUUGCUGCGGCCCAGUGGGCCAUCUCACAGGCCUCCCAGGGUGGGGAGGGUGCCUGGGCCACCCCCGAGGAGCCACCGGUCGACUACAGCUACUACCAACAGGAUGAGGGCUAUGGCGGCAGCCAGGGCACAGAGUCCUCCCUCUAUGCCCAUGGCUACCUCAAGGGCACGAAGGGCCCCGGCAUCGCUGGAACCAAAGGGGACCCAGCUGGAGCAGGUCCUGAGGCCUCCCUGGAGCCUGGGACAGACUCUGUGUCACUGCAGGCUUUCUCCCGUGCCCAGCCUGGUGCCACACCUGGCAUCUACCAGCAAUCAGCCGAGGCGAGCGGCAGCCAGGGCGCUGCUGCCAACAGCCAGUCAUACACCAUCAUGUCACCCGCUGUGCUCAAAUCUGAGCUCCAGAGCCCUACCCAUCCCAGCUCUGCCCUGCCACCAGCCACCAGCCCCACUGCCCAGGAGUCCUACAACCAGUACCCUGUUCCGGACGUGUCUACUUACCAGUAUGACGAGACCUCUGGCUACUACUAUGACCCCCAGACUGGCCUCUACUAUGACCCCAACUCCCAGUAUUAUUACAACGCUCAGAGCCAGCAGUACCUGUACUGGGACGGGGAGAGACGGACCUACGUCCCUGCCCUGGAACAGUCAGCCGAUGGGCAUAAGGAGACGGGGGCCCCCUCGAAAGAGGGUAAAGAAAAGAAGGAGAAGCACAAGACCAAGACAGCCCAACAGAUUGCCAAGGACAUGGAACGCUGGGCCCGCAGCCUCAACAAGCAAAAAGAAAACUUCAAAAACAGCUUCCAGCCCAUCAGCUCCCUGCGAGACGAUGAAAGGCGGGAAUCAGCUACCGCAGAUGCUGGCUAUGCCAUCCUCGAGAAGAAGGGAGCACUAGCUGAAAGACAGCACACCAGCAUGGACCUCCCGAAACUGGCCAGCGAUGACCGCCCAAGCCCACCUCGGGGCCUCGUGGCAGCCUACAGCGGGGAGAGUGACAGCGAGGAGGAGCAGGAGCGCGGGGGUCCAGAACGGGAGGAGAAGCUCACUGACUGGCAGAAGCUGGCCUGUCUGCUUUGCCGGCGCCAGUUCCCCAGCAAGGAGGCGCUCAUCCGCCACCAGCAGCUCUCUGGGCUACACAAGCAAAACCUUGAGAUUCACCGACGAGCACACCUGUCGGAAAAUGAGCUGGAAGCACUGGAGAAGAACGACAUGGAGCAAAUGAAGUACCGGGACCGUGCAGCUGAACGCAGAGAGAAGUACGGCAUCCCUGAGCCACCGGAGCCCAAGCGGAGGAAGUACGGCGGCAUGUCUGCAGCUUCUGUGGACUUUGAGCAGCCCACACGGGAUGGUCUGGGCAGCGACAACAUUGGCAGUCGUAUGCUCCAGGCCAUGGGCUGGAAAGAAGGUAGUGGCCUGGGCCGGAAGAAGCAGGGCAUUGUGACGCCCAUUGAGGCCCAGACACGGGUGCGGGGUUCCGGCUUGGGGGCCCGAGGCAGCUCCUACGGGGUCACCUCAACCGAGUCCUACAAGGAGACACUGCACAAGACAAUGGUGACCCGCUUCAACGAGGCCCAGUGAGCAGCUGUGAGAGCUGCUUCUACAUAUGUCGGGUGUCCGGCCCAGGGCAGGGGAGGGUGAAGUGGUGGGUGGUCUGAGUGGGGCCCUGCACCUGUCUGCUAGCCUACUCCCCAGCCAGAGAGGCCCUGACCAAGUCAGACUUUAAAUUGACUUUUGUUGGAAAGCUGGGCUGGGAUCAUGCUCUUCUUUUUGUAAUAAAAGCUGAAAAGUC
Molecule: messenger RNA, 3883 nt
Organism: Panthera uncia (snow leopard)
Lineage: Eukaryota; Metazoa; Chordata; Mammalia; Carnivora; Felidae
Gene: RBM10
Product: RNA binding motif protein 10
Exons: 24
Coding region: 685-3672 (995 amino acids)
Biological process (GO): mRNA splicing, via spliceosome
Cellular component (GO): nucleus
Molecular function (GO): RNA binding
Source: RefSeq, a predicted model, not a curated record